GGAAACUUGUUGCAAUAUUGCAUUAGCCAUAACAGCUAGCAGGUAGCAACGUUAGCCAGUCAGUAGUAUCAGCAGCAGUCGUAGCAGUAGCAGAGAAACUCGUGUUCCGUCCACUCACCAAUGACAGGGACACUAAACUCACAAAUAUGCGCCUGGACACUGACUGAUAUUUGGCUGGCUGCAUCUUCCUACCGCUACCAACAACGCUCUGUGGAGCUCGCUCUGAUCUGAAAAGCCCAGCAACUUAACUCUCGGCUAUGGAUCCUGACCGACAGAAACGAAGGGAGGAGAUUCAGAAGGCAAUGAGCUUUAUCCAGUCAUCACUGCCUUUCCCAGAGCCAGAGAGUUAUGAGGCAUUUCUGACACAGUUGGUGUGUAACUUGCUGGACGAGGGUAAUUCUUGUUUUCGAGAUGAAGACUGGCGUCAAGCAGCCCAGCAGUAUGGAGAGGGGAUCAGCGUUGCUCGAUACGCCCAGGCAGAGGCACUCGUCAUUCCCCAUGAGCUGCUCGAGAGCCUCUACGUAAACAGGGCUGCUGCCUACUACCAGACGAGGGACUAUGACCGCGGUGUUCAGGACUGUGACAGUGCACUGUGCGUAUCAGAAGGCAGUCGCAGGGCUCUGUUCCGAAAAGCACUCUGUUUGAGGGAGCUGGGACGCCUCAGAGAAGCUUACGAAUGUGGAACCAAGUGUCUCCUCACAGCACCACACGACAGACAGGUGAGUGACCUUGCCCAGGAUCUAGCCAACAAACUGGGCCUGAAGGGUCGGAAAGCCUAUGUCAGCCCGCAAACUGAGUCCUCAGCCACAGAAGGGGAGAGUCAUGGGGAGACCUCCCCACCCACUGGAGAGAUGUCGGCCAAUGGGCUGGAAUCUCUGGGAGACAUUGGACCAGCUGACCUCUCCAGCGCACAGUGCAUCCCUGCUCCUUUGGCCACACCCAUCCCAGUAAGCGAUGACCCGGCAACCACUGUGGUAACCUCGUGCACUGACUUGUCGGAGAGCCCCAGCAGCCAGGUCCUGCCUCCCAUGCCGUACUCUGUCCCAGUGUCCGAGCACAUGGAUGAAUGCAGCAGCAGUGUCAUUAAAGACGAGCUGGACAGCCUGUUGGAAUGCAUCCCCAAAAAAGUCAGUGAGAAUCCAGUUCAGGGUGCUAUCCCUACCAACCUUCCCAACACAGCAGUUGGUCUCCGGCCUCCUUACUCACCUAGCCUUCCAGCCCCAUCACCCCAGCUUCCCCAAGCCUUCUUCAGCUCCUCCAUCAGUGAAAUGCCCUCUCUGGAGCCUUACUCACCGCUGCGGGAUCAGAGCUCCACCCAGGCGCAGGACGCACUGGGAGGCUUCUCCACAGGGGCCACAGAUGGAGAAGGGAAGGCAGGAGUCGCCGCAGGCGGGCUUGACUCAUUGUCUGAGUACACUCUCCCUGGGGGACGAGUGUGUCACAGCUUCAUCCCUGGAAUGCGCAACCACAGUGCUGCACAUGCAAAUGGCCCAGCAGGAACCAACCUCUCUCUGUUCUCCAGGAAUCCUCUGGCAGCCACACAUGAGUUUCGGCAGGCCUGUCAUGCCUGUUACAGCCGAAUAGGUCCGCGAGUGAUGGACUACAAGUAUCAGCCAGAGGCAGCACACCGCUGCAAGAGAGAUGUACUGCUGUGUCGUCUCAAAAACACAGAUGACCCUACCUGGAAAAGGAUCCGGCCCAGACCUGCACGGAACAACUUCUUGGGGGCGUUUGUUCUUUGUAAAGAGGUGCAGGAACGUCAGGAGUGCCAGUAUGGGGAGAACUGUACAUUUGCAUACUGCCAGGAGGAGAUUGAUGUGUGGACACAGGAGAGGAAGGGAGCGCUGAGCCGAGAGCUGCUGUUUGAUCCGCUGGGCAGCACCGAACGACGGGCGCUCAGCGUCACCAGACUACUGCAGCUCCACAUGGGCAUGUUCAUGUUCCUCUGUGAGGAAUGUUUUGACAGUAAGCCUCGCAUCAUCAGCAAACGCAGCAAAGAAAACUUAGCAGUCUGCUCAAACCUCACAGCUCGACACCCAUUCGACGAUAACAAGUGCCUGGUGCACGUGGUGAGGUCAGCCAACGUGCGCUACAGUAAGGUCCGACCGCUGCACCCCCUCUGCCAGUUUGAUGUUUGCCGCCAUGAGGUUCGCUACGGCUGCCAGCGAGAGGAUAGCUGCUCCUUUGCUCACUCUGUCAUUGAGCUCAAAUGCUGGGUUCUUCAGCAGGACACUGGUAUCACCCAUGAAGAAAUGGUGCAGGAGUCCAAGAGACACUGGCAAAGGCUGGAGCAGAAUGCACAGAAGCAGCAGAAGCCUGUCCAUUUAUCCCAUCCAAACAGCAGCGUGUCUGUCGGAGGGCUAGGGGGAAUGGGGGGAGGUGGAGUUGGUGGAGACGGCAUGGGUGGGGGUGGUGUGAGUCCAGUGGGAGGGGUUGGGGUGGGAGGGUUAGGAGCUGGGGCGGGUAGGGGGCGGCCCCUGAACCUGAAAAUGAAGUUUGUGUGUGGUCAGUGCUGGAGAGAAGGUCAGGUCAACGAGCCUGAUAAAAACCUCAAGUACUGCACAGCGAAGGCGCGGCACAGCUGGACAAAGGAACGCCGGGUCUUGCUGGUGAAAUCAUUUGAAAAGAAGAAGUGGGUUGUUGUUCGGCCUCUUCCUUUCUCUCGCACCUAUCCACAGCAAUAUGACAUGUGUGUGCAUGUGAUGAAGCAGAAGAAGUGCCACUAUAUUGGGAACUGCUCCUUCGCGCACAGUCUUGAGGAGAGGGAUGUCUGGACAUACAUGAAGAACAACAGCUUGAGAGACAUGCAACAGAUGUACGAAUUGUGGCUGCAGCUCACCAAUCAGAGUAGACGCACAGAUAACUCCGCUGUGACCCCUCCCCCAGAGGACAAGCAGGUCACCAUAACAGCAGAUUACACAGAAGGCAUGGGAGGCCGGCGAAUGUCAGAUGGAGAUGACCUCUAAAUGUUGCUGUGUUGACUAGAGGCUGCUGAUCGCCACUGAGCUGCAGACAGAGAGCUAGGCCUGCCACACCAGCUACAACCGAAUAGUCUGUCGUCUUGCCAGUCUGACCUCCUCUAGGAUCUGUGAGAAAGCAAAUGGACACAAAAAAUGGUUGACCCCACCUUCAUAUAUGUAUACACACAGACUUACACACAACACACAAAUCACAGGCACGAUUUAACACAAAAAUAAAGCUUUGUGAGUAAAAUACAGGACUUCGGCUUUAGCAUUUUGUUUAAUACCAUGCUGCAGUUACAUAAGGCACUCUUAGGCUCCCCUUCAGCAGAUUGUACCACAGAAUUUCCAUAGACAAUUAAUUCUGCUCUUACUAAAAUAAUCUACUGGUGCACCCCAGUGUUAUGACUGAGCAUCUGUGUCCACCAGGUACCUAUUUUCUUUUUCUUCUCAAAAAUCCUAGCACUGAAACAGUACUUGGAUGGGCGCGCUGGUCGCAGCUCUUACAUUUUGCUUGUUCAAACCCAACUAAAGCUCAGCACUCUUACAAUAAAGUUGGAAUUUCAACUUUAGAGUGUGAAAAAGGCAAAGUUAUCAGUGCUAAUUAUUGUUGUGAAGCCUGAAGCAUUGGAAAAACAGCUUCUUGGUGGACACACCUUGCUGAGCUCUGUAACGACCAAAUCCUAUUCUCUUUCCAUCAUGGGAAUUCUGUAAGAGGGUCAGAGCAACUUUAUGGAGAUGGAUUUAGAGCAUUUUUUUUUUCAAGGGGAGCUAAACUUCCCUGUUAUAUUGUCUGCCAUAUUGGUAGAACACUAUGAAUGUAACGCCUGCAUGGGCCUUUAAAAUGAGGAAUUUGGUAGAAAUUAAAACAUUGCUGUGGUGGAAUAUGUGUGAGUAGACUUACAUGCUCAACAAAUUUGUGUAAUAUGACAGUA
Acanthochromis polyacanthus (spiny chromis) is the source of this 3895-nucleotide messenger RNA. It is a transcript of the gene zc3h7bb, whose product is annotated as zinc finger CCCH-type containing 7Bb. NCBI's taxonomy places the organism in Eukaryota, Metazoa, Chordata, Actinopteri, Pomacentridae. Bases 258 to 2966 code for a protein of 902 amino acids. Gene Ontology annotation, molecular function: miRNA binding; metal ion binding; protein binding. The record is from RefSeq and is a predicted model, not a curated record. Gene Ontology annotation, biological process: miRNA processing. The transcript is spliced from 21 exons.